Messenger RNA from Fibroporia radiculosa, 717 nucleotides. RefSeq lists its product as uncharacterized. The transcript has 3 exons. The coding region runs from base 1 to 717 and encodes 238 amino acids. The record is from RefSeq and is a predicted model, not a curated record. Lineage: Eukaryota; Fungi; Basidiomycota; Agaricomycetes; Polyporales; Fibroporiaceae.
AUGUCUUCUUCCGUGCUGCGCUCGCAAGCCGUACGCGCCCUCGCGGCCUCAUCGCGCGCCUCUCCUUUUGCCGCCGCUCGCGCGGUGCAUCCAAUUUCACGCAGAUAUGCCACCACACCCGACCCAACACACCCCACAGAUGCGCCGAAGCCGUCUGAUGUACCAACACCGCAGGGCGGAAACAACGCGUUAAUGUGGCUGGCAGGGGCAACCGCUCUGGGUGUCGGUGGAUGGUACUACCUGCGCGAAGAUGGGCAGGAUAUCCAUGCCAAGCGCAAGGCAGAUCAGGAAGCAGCCGUGGCGAAAGCAAAGGAGUUGAACGAAUUGGGGAAGCGAACUGCUCAUGAUGUAGUUCGUGAAGGUGAGAAAGGAUACGCCGACCUCAAGGCCUCCGGAAAGGACAAGCUAGACGAUGUCCGCAGCCGAGCAAACGACACUCAGUCUGCUGUAGAGAGGCAGUAUGAUGCCGCAAAAUCAUCUGUGUCGAAUACGUACAACGCCGCAGCACACACUGUCGGAGACGCCGAAGCACGCGCUAAGGCGACAUACGACGAUGCGAAGCAAAGGGCGGAACAAACGACACAAAGUUGGGGCGCAUGGUUUGGAAGUUGGUUUGGUUUAGGGAGGCAGAAGGCAGAGGACGCAGAGCGAAAGACUGCACUAGAGGUCGCGUCCGGCGCCUCGAAGGUGCAAAAGGAGGCUGAGAAGCGAGCCUAA